AAUGAAUUUUACGCCCAUCCUGACUACUCUCACAUGCCUCUCCUGCAACCAAGCAAACUGACAAAAUCAACCCAACCCUCUCUCUGUGUUUUCCAUUCUUAACUGAGUAGUGAAGUGAACAUUGGAAACCUCAAAAAUCAUCCUUUCCCCUUUUCCCUCCCUUUCCCACUGGCCACUCGCACCAUCCCUUUCUCUCUUUCCCUCCUCUCCUAAAAAGCUACCCACCGAAUCUCCCUCCCCGCACCCCCACUUGUGUAUACUGGCUCUCCCGACCAUGGAAGCUUUUAGCUUGCUCAAAUACUGGCGACCCGGUGCUUCGCUCCCUCCUGGGGCUCCUCCUCCCCCUUCUCCCGACGCUGCCACCACCCUUGUCACCGCCGUCGCUGAAUCCGUCGUUGACUCUGACGGUGAAGACGACGACGACGACGGGCCGUUCUUCGACUUGGAAUUUGCGGUUCCUGACGAGGCUGAUGAUUCCGAAGAUGGCCCUGAAAAUCUGAAUGUUAACCGUAGCCGAAGCAGCUCGCCCCUCCAUAGCGAAGAAGACCGGGCUGACGUUGAGUCGGACGAUGGAGAUGAUGAGAAAGAGUUCAAAUUCACGCUAUCUCCUUCCGCAAAUGAUCGUGGGGAUCCUGACCUUUCGCUCUCCCCUUCCGACGAUCUGUUCUUUAAAGGCAAGAUUGUGGAGGUGAAGCCUUCUUCGUUUGUGAUUAACUCUUCUGAAUCCGAACCCAAUUCGAGGCCUCAGUUUACCGCGUCAUUGUUGAAAUCCGCUACCAAGUUCCGUAUUUUUAUGGCCGCUCUCAAGAAAUCCAAAGCGAAUGCGUCGGACAAAGACUCUAAUGCGUCUGAUGCUCCGAAACAGCCGGAAACUCAACCGCCGGAAUCACAGAAGAAGCCGCCAGAGCAGCAUCAGCAGAAGAAACUUUUUACAGUGAAAUUUAAAAUCGAGGAGGUUCCCAUUAUGUCUCUUUUUACACGAGAUAACAGCUCUAGAGGGGCUUCAGUGAACAAGUCCCUGAAGCAGAACACUGAGGAAUCACUCACUUCGGCUACGGACGAAAAGCGUUUCUCGAAGGAAGUAAUGCAAAAAUAUCUGAGAAUGGUGAAGCCUCUCUACAUUAAGGUUUCCAAACGGUACGGAGGCAAACUGAGGUUUUCCGGGCAGCUCAAUGUGAGCUCCAGAGCCAAACCUGCGGGGCCAACUCCGGCCACCGCGGCGCAGAAACCUGCGCUGACAAAAGCAGCAACCGAGAAGGUUCCGACGGAGGCGGAUAGUUCUGAAAUCAAGGGACAACAAAAACAGGGAAAUCUGCCGGCCGGGUUGAAGGUAGUAUGCAAGCAGUUGGGGAAGAGUCGUUCCGCUUCGUCAGCGGUGGCAGCGACGCCGGCCGGAUCAGUUUCUUCGCGACGGCGUGAUGAUUCUCUUCUUCAGCAACAGGAUGGAAUCCAAGGGGCCAUUUUACACUGCAAAAGGUCUUUCAAUGCCUCCCGAGAGUGCGAGUCUUCCCAGCUGCCACGUUCCGUGAGCGAUCCCCUGCACGAGAUAUCGCCGGAAUUAUCAACAAAGUCGACAGAGAAAAGCAAAGACAAGUGCCCUUGAACACUGGGGGCUCUUACAGACAAUUUGAGAGAAUCAGGGUGAGAGACGCAAGAUUUGAGUCCUUUUCAAAUGUCAUCGCUCUGUCUGUAAAAAGAAAAAUGUUAGUUGUUCGGAUUAUAGUGAGUAGCCGUGUAUUGAUAAACUAUUGCUAGUGUUGAUAUGGCCUUUUUGGCUGGGUCGCUCUUUUAUCCCUAGUAGGAUAAACUGUAAAGCUCUUCUUUCCUAGCAAGUGAAAGAAGAUCGUGCCUUUUCUUUGUAAUGCAUGAUGUAUCUAUGUAGCUUAGAACAAAUAGUUUCUUGACCCCUCCGGUAAUUAGUAUUUACUACUAGUUUAAUUCA
This is a messenger RNA of Prosopis cineraria, 1942 nucleotides long. RefSeq names its product probable membrane-associated kinase regulator 2. Lineage: Eukaryota; Viridiplantae; Streptophyta; Magnoliopsida; Fabales; Fabaceae. Gene Ontology annotation, cellular component: plasma membrane. The transcript is spliced from 2 exons. Bases 275 to 1603 code for a protein of 442 amino acids. The record is from RefSeq and is a predicted model, not a curated record.